AUGCGUGGGUUUGUGCUGUUAUGUCUUGUCUUGGUUGUCGUCGAUGCAAGCGGCGACAAGCAGGCGGAAAUAAUCCGUAAAAUAACUCUUGUGGCUAAAGACUCUGGUUUCGAAUACGACGAAAACUUGGUUGGAGCAUUUACAGUACGGCUUAUGGAAAUGGUAAGUUGUAGAGUUUGAGAGUUAAAGAAGAUUUGUUAAAAGGAGAAACUUUGCCUUCCGUUAAAGGUUCAGUGUGGCUAGCUUAUAAAGGGCCUGGACAACGAGAAACAAAAAUUUUUUUGUAUGUCCGGCCGAAAGAACAAAAUUGGCAAAAUUGCGAACAGUAAGAUAUAAAGGUGGUCAUAUAAGAUCUCGGAAUUUUUUUUUCCCAAAUCGCAAUUUUCGGUGCACAAAAAAGUCGACGCCCAAAUCGAAAAAUUGGCGUCAACGUAAUUUUUUCAGCACCGGAUUCCGAAAUGCGUGCUGACUUAAGCACUGAAGUCUUCGGAGCAGACUUUGUUCACUGAUUUCGAAAAACUUAGAAAAAUUUACCGAAUUUCAGAAUUCGGUGCCGAGAAAAAAAUAAGCCGACGCCAAUUUUUCGUUUUGGGCGUCGACUUUUUUGUGCACUGAAAAUCGCGAUUUGGGGAAAAAAAGUUCCGAGAUCUUACAUAUAUAUGACCACCUUUAUAUGUAAUCAUUAGAAAGCAUGCAAAUAUAAUGCUGGCUUUUUUUCGUCGUUAUUACAAUACUAGUCCGUUCGUCAAGCGCCGGAGUGAUUUCGGUGACGCACUGUGCGAAAAAAUGCAGGGUGCAUGCGACAGCCCGAAAGGCUACGGCGCAAAAAGUACGAAAUUGCAUAGGGCGAAGAAAACUUUUGCUAUCACUCCAGCGACUUUUCGAACGGACUAGUAUUUACAACAGUAGACGAAAACACAUUUGUUGACAUUUCGUUUUGAAUAAAUUUUUUUGGACGUUUUGUUUCUCAAUCUGUCAAAUACGCGGUUCAAAAGUACCUCUUUAAACAAGCAAUUCGUGCCAUUAGCUUAGCGCAUGUCACUGACACUGUCAAUAGUGGUGUUCUUUGGUUAAAACUAAGCAAAAGUUUUUCUUAUUGUCAACAAUCCCGCUAAGCCCCUUCUUUCAGCUGAACACUAUUUCGGACAGAGAAAGAAUGAACAUUUCAGCGGAUAUCAGCGAGCAGGACAACAACGUUCUCAGCAUCAAAGACAACGAUCCUAGAGGCCCGGAAUUCGACAAAGUUGUCAGAAAAGCAAAACAGAUACGUGAUAAUCUGAUUCCCGUAGCCACUCGCGUUGAAAACUGUAAUCUUCGGAUAUGCUACCAAUAUCUGAAGACCAUGGCAAAGGUUCGUUUUGUUCAAAAUACGGCUAUUCCCGUUGUGCACUAA
Bursaphelenchus xylophilus (pine wood nematode) is the source of this 1393-nucleotide messenger RNA. NCBI's taxonomy places the organism in Eukaryota, Metazoa, Nematoda, Chromadorea, Rhabditida, Aphelenchoididae. The record is from the annotation of a GenBank genome assembly.